UACAGAGGAAACUGUUGCGCACACAGAAGAAACCAUAUGGAUUUUAUCCACAACUUUGGUGUACUGGUUAUACAACACCUGCAGAGCAACUACAGGGAAUACUACAGCUUCCUUAACUUCAUGUCAGCAGUGGGUGAUCCUCGUAAUAUUUUCUCAGUUUAUUUUCCUCUUUGGUUCCAUUUCAGUCAUAAUGUUGGAACCAAGAUGAUUUGGGUAGCUGUUAUCGGAGACUGGUUCAAUCUCAUUUUUAAAUGGAUUCUGUAUGGGCAAAGACCAUAUUGGUGGGUAAAGGAAACAUACCUGUACCACAACAAUUCAAUACCACACCUGGAUCAGUUUCACUUAACUUGUGAAACCGGGCCAGGUAGUCCAUCUGGCCAUGCCAUGGGCUCAUCAUGCGUGUGGUAUAUGAUGAUCACCUCUGCUCUAAACUUUGCCAGACCCUCCAGUGUCUCAUCUGUUCGGAGCGUUCAGAGGUUUCAUGUCUUGAGAUCCUGCUUGUGGAUGACUUUUUGGGUCAUUCAGAUAAGUGUUUGCCUCUCAAGGGUUUUUAUUGCAACACAUUUCCCACAUCAGGUCAUCUUUGGUCUUGUCACCGGUAUGUUGGUUGCUGAAGUCUUUGAUCAUAUCCCUUCAGUCUACAAUGCAAGCUUGAAAGUGUACCUCCAGGCCAAUGUUUUCCUUCUCUCCUUUGCUAUGUGCUUUUAUCUGCUCCUCAAACUCAUGGACAUUGAUCCUUUGUGGUCAGUCAAUAAAGCCAAAAAGUGGUGUGCAAACCCAGAUUGGAUCCAUCUUGACACCACACCUUUUGCUGGUCUGGUGAGAAACCUAGGAGCCUUGUUUGGUCUUGGACUAGCAGUGAACUCCGAUAUGUUCGCUCAGAGCUGUAAGGGGAAGAAUGGCUGCAAAACUGUGUUCAAACUCAUGUGCAUCGCAGCAACCCUGACAUUUCUGCAGCUGUACGACUUAAUCAAAAUGCCCACUGACAGCGAAGCUCUGUUCUACUUGCUUUCAUUUUGUAAAAGUGCCUCAGUACCUCUUGGUGUAGUGGCUGUCAUCCCUUACUUUGUUCAUUUGCUGAUUAAAGGUGAGGAGACAAAGCUAGCUUAGACUGUUCAAACAGUUCCAUUUUGUAAUGUGGAACCCAAUACUCUGUGAUUGGAGUCAAGUCAUUUCAAGUAGGGUCAGUCCCGGUGGCAGAAAGUGAAUACACAGAACACAGACUCUUUCAGACGGUUCUCCCUUUAUUCACAGUCAUGCAAGCACUGAACACCACAACAUGUUAGGAUAUUAGGACACUAUUGGGUUUAAACGGCUCAUUUGUUUUGACAUUGUUGAAUAUCACCUGCAGCCUUUUUGUGGUUCUGUCGUUUCUACGCUUUUUACAUUCACAAUCUGUAUACCUGAAACACUGCUGGAAUUGAUUAUUUUGUCAUUAAAGUUAUGCUUUUUAAAGUAAACAACACUGUAUUAAGUUUGUGAUUUCAUUCCAAGUUCCCCCUCCAAAUGCAAGUUGGGGCUCAUUUGAAGUGCAAAUGUUCAAGAAAGGUUUUAGAAGUUC
This is a messenger RNA of Menidia menidia (Atlantic silverside), 1561 nucleotides long. NCBI's taxonomy places the organism in Eukaryota, Metazoa, Chordata, Actinopteri, Atheriniformes, Atherinopsidae. The record is from the annotation of a GenBank genome assembly.